Messenger RNA from Musca vetustissima, 1342 nucleotides. It is a transcript of the gene TfIIA-L, whose product is annotated as transcription initiation factor IIA subunit 1. The record is from RefSeq and is a predicted model, not a curated record. Lineage: Eukaryota; Metazoa; Arthropoda; Insecta; Diptera; Muscidae. Gene Ontology annotation, biological process: transcription initiation at RNA polymerase II promoter; transcription by RNA polymerase II. The coding region runs from base 13 to 1341 and encodes 442 amino acids. The transcript is spliced from 7 exons. Gene Ontology annotation, cellular component: transcription factor TFIIA complex.
AACAGCCUAAAAAUGUCGGAGAAAAAGGUUCAAAUGGCUUUAUGCCAAUCGUCAGUGCUGAAGGUAUAUCAUGCCGUCAUUGAAGAUGUCAUAGCCAGCGUACGUGAUGCUUUCUUGGAUGAUGGUGUCGAUGAACAAGUGCUGCAAGAAAUGAAACAAAUCUGGCGAUCAAAAUUAAUGGCCAGCAAAGCUGUCGAAAUAAAUCCUGAACCACCGGAACAGCCACCACAAGUUAUUGCCAAUAAUCCAAAGCCCACAAAGGCCCAAGUAGCUAAAGCUAAAAAAGCUGCAGCAGCCGCUGCUGCUGCCAAUAAUGCCAACAAUGGUGGAGCAGCUCAAAGUUCAGCAUCAACAGCAGCAGCAUCAUCGGCAACUUCGGCCGAUGUAAAGCCAAAUAUUGCACAAUUACAACAGGCGGUAAAUGGACCCACAUCAUCAUCGGGUACUGGUGGUGCGGCGGCCGGAACAUCAGCCGGCGCCAAUACAACGCUCAUGAACGGUACAAUUAAACAGGAACCUCAAACGACGACGACAACGACGAUGCAAUCUUCACAACCUCAAAGUCAACCACCACCCUUACAUCCUACCUCGUCGAGUUCAGCAUUGCUGUUGCAACAACAAAAGCAACAACAACAGGGUAUUGCCGGUGGUGCUGCUGGCGGUAGCAAUCAACAGUCGCAACAGCAGCAACCUGGUAAUAACACAAGCGGUAAUCAGCCUCAAUCAUCGACAAUACCCAUUGUGGCUGCAUUAGAUCCCAAUCGUAUUAUGCCUGUAAAUAUUACAUUGCCUGCCCAACCAGGCACAAUGAAUUCCGAAUCACGUGUCCUAACCAUACAUGUACCAGCCUCAGCAUUGCAGGAGAAUCAAUUGACACAAAUCCUAACGGCCCAUUUGAUAUCGUCGAUAAUGUCACUGCCCACAACAUUGGCCUCAUCGGUGUUGCAGCAACAUGUCAAUGCGGCCCUGGUCAAUGCCAAUAUGCAAAAAAAUUUCAAUACAUCCAAACAAAUGGAUGGUGCCCUGGAUACCUCCGAUGAAGAUGAAAGUGAAGAAAGUGAUGCCAACAUCGAUGAUGAUGACAACGAUGAUCUAGACAAAGAUGAUGAAUCCGAUUUGGACAAUGAAGGUGGUGCUGAAGAAGAACCGCUCAACAGCGAAGACGAUGUUACCGAUGAAGAUGCUACGGAUCUAUUUGAUACCGAUAAUGUUAUUGUUUGUCAAUAUGAUAAGAUAACACGCUCCCGCAACAAAUGGAAAUUCUAUCUCAAAGAUGGCAUUAUGAAUAUUGGCGGGAAAGAUUAUGUUUUUCAAAAAUCAAAUGGUGAUGCUGAAUGGUAAA